AUGUACAACCCAUCGGCAGGCCGCGCGACGGGCUAUGCACCGGAUCAAAUGGAGCUAGACCCGCCGACGAAUGCCGAGGAGUCGGACGCGGUGGAGGUCGAUGACAUUGACAGUCUAGCCGAUUCCACCAUGGACUUUGACGACCGCAUCUCCUCGUACACGAAGUCUAUGACGGAGAGCGUGAAAAACUUCAAGAAAGAAUACGGUCGGCGGUAUCACGCAUACCGAGAAGGAUGGGCCAUCGAGGUUGCCGACGUCUUUCCACACGCACAGGUUAUUGGGAACGACCUCAGUCCGAUUCAACCAGAAUGGGUUCCGCAGAACUGCAAGUUCGAGAUCGACGACGUCGAAAGUGCAUGGUACAUGGAUGCGCCUUUUGACUUCAUCCACGUCCGCUACAUGGCAUGCUCUCUGCGCGACUGGCCGACAUUGGUAGGGAGAGUUUACGAUAAUCUUGAGCCUAACGGCUGGGCCGAGUUCUCCGACAUGAGCGUGCUCUACGCAUGCGACGAUGGCACGUUGACAGAGGAGCAUGCACUCAUGCGGUGGGACCGGCUUUUCAUGCAAGCCUGUGAUAUGCUCGGUCGCGAACACUCCCCAGGCCCGAAAUUGGAGGGCUGGAUAAGACAGGCACCCUUCACUAACGUCAGAUGUCAUCAUUUCAAGAUCCCCCUCGGGCCUUGGCCCAAAGACCUUCAUAUGAAAGACCUCGGCUGGUGUAAUCUGAUUCAGACGCUCGAAGGUCUUGACGCGUUCACGCUGAAGCUCUUCCGAAGUGUUCUCGGGUGGACCGAAGAAGCAGUUCAGAAUCUUCUGGAUGAAGUUCGCCAAGAACUUGAGAAGAAAACUUACCAUGCCUAUCUCAACUACUAUGUGGUGUAUGGACAGAAGCCUUCAUAUUAG
Messenger RNA from Colletotrichum siamense, 903 nucleotides. RefSeq names its product putative methyltransferase tdiE (gene tdiE-2). Bases 1 to 903 code for a protein of 300 amino acids. The record is from RefSeq and is a predicted model, not a curated record. NCBI's taxonomy places the organism in Eukaryota, Fungi, Ascomycota, Sordariomycetes, Glomerellales, Glomerellaceae. The transcript is spliced from 7 exons.